AUGAAGACCUCGCAGCUCCUUCUCAGUACAAUCAUCUUCGGGUGCCGCAGUGUUGUAUUCUCUGCGGCUACCAUGAACUACAGUCGGCCUUUCGAACAACUAUUCCUUGACAUUUCUAUCGGAACAGUCCUUGAACCAAACAAUUCACUACAAUUGGUUGAGCCAUGGGCUAGUGAAUACAUGGCUUCCAUCCGCGAGGCGCGAUUCGGCGACGCUAUAUGGGCUCUAUAUCAUAUGUUUGGCACCAUUGUCGACGGCUUCGUUGAAGGUUCAAACCAAACAGUGAUGGAAGCCCUGGAAGAAUCCGCUAUGGAGUACAAAGCAACAGUACCAGACGACUAUAAACAUGCCUUGUCGGUCUACGCCAACACGAGGAGCCAUGAUACACACCGCGACGUACUUCAUCUCUUUGCAGACGUUGACCUCAAAGACGUCAGUCAUCUUCAGGAACGAGCGACCUUUGGUAUCAAAUGCGAUAUUGGGAACAACGAGGCUUACCGAUACAAUCGCCUACACCUUAUCGAGCUCAUGUCCACUAGUAGAGCCUACAUCGGCGCUCACGAUAGAACAAUCUUCCGCUACGGAAAUUGCCAUCUCAGAGUUGGCACUUUAACACAUGCCCCCGAUAUCACCCAUUGGACUGCUCAUUCUGUGGCGGAGCUGAUUGAAGGCCAUUGCACGCGGGAAUGUUGCAAUCACCAGCUGAAGACAUCGGGAUACUCACCAGCGAAUUGCAGCCACCGUAAAGUAUGUCUUAGCAACAAGGCAUGGGGUUGUUCAUAG
Molecule: messenger RNA, 783 nt
Organism: Fusarium oxysporum Fo47
Lineage: Eukaryota; Fungi; Ascomycota; Sordariomycetes; Hypocreales; Nectriaceae
Exons: 1
Coding region: 1-783 (260 amino acids)
Source: RefSeq, a predicted model, not a curated record